AAGAACGAAAAGACACCAGAAAAGGAAAAUGAGUUUGGAGGAUGCCCUAGUCUUCACUUCUCCCCAUGAAGAUGAAGACGUCUUGUCGUCCUUUGAAGUCCCCUCAAUGGUUUUUCUUCCCAUGGUCUUGAAAGCCGUCUUUGAGCUGGGGAUUCUUGAAUUGCUGGCCAAGAAAGGCCAGCUCUCUCCCUCCGACAUCGCGGCCCGCCUCUCCAUCGACAACCCGGCGGCGGCGGACAUGAUCAAUCGGAUGCUACGGCUCCUCGCCAGUUACUCCAUUGUCUUGUGCACUCUCGUGGAGGACAAAGGCAGCCUCCCUCGGAGGCUCUACAGCCUCGGGCCUCGGAGCAAGUACUUUGUGGACAACAAUGGACCUUCUGUUGUCCCAGUUCAUAUGCUACUCCAAGACAAGACUAUCCUGGAAAACUGGCACUGCCUUAAAGAUGUAGUUAAGGAAGGAGGAAUAGAUCUCUUCGCCCACAUGCACGGCAUGAGCGUGUUCGAUUACAUGAGCCAAGGCCGAAACCCUAGAUUCAACCACAUGUUCAACGAGGCAAUGAAGGCCCUGUCGGCAAUAUACGUGCCCAAGAUCGCUCAGCAUUACAGUGGGUUCUCAAAGGCGCAGACAGUUGUCGACGUGGGGGGUGGCAUCGGCGAGACCUUGAAAAUUAUACUCUCCAAGAACCCCCACAUCCGCGCCAUCAACUACGACCUGCCUCAUGUGAUCGCAGCUGCUCCUCCCAUUCCUGGUAUAGAUCAUGUUGGAGGAGACAUUCUAAAGGCAGUUCCUAAAGCAGAUGUCCAUUUCAUGAAGUGGGUUCUCCAUUGCGGGAACGAUGAGUUCUGCGUGAAAGUGCUCAAGAAUUGCUGGGAGGCGUUGCCACCGAGGGGGAAAGUGGUGAUCAUUGAGAUGGUGAUGCCGGAAUAUCCCGGUACCGACGAGCUCUCGCAGAGCACAUUCUUUAUGGACACAAACGUCCUGAGGAUGUCCAAUGGUGGGAAGGAACGGACGCGGAGGGAGUUCGCUGACCUUGCGCGCGUCUCGGGGUUCCAUGCCCCGAAAUACGUUCUGCGCGCAUACGACCAGUGGUUGAUUGAGCUUCACAAGAAGAUGUGAUGAUCGCGAUGGUCGAUGGCUUCUUCUCAGUUUGAUGAUUGUUUCACUGUGCUAACAAAAAAAUUACGUUAGGGUUGGAGUGUUUGGGCAACUGAUGAAGAGGCCAUUUUUUAUGUUGACAAGCAAUAAAUUGGUCCUUCUAAAUAAAAUGAGAUUUUCCCUU
Messenger RNA from Rhodamnia argentea, 1280 nucleotides. Its product is annotated as caffeic acid 3-O-methyltransferase-like. Gene Ontology annotation, molecular function: S-adenosylmethionine-dependent methyltransferase activity; protein dimerization activity; O-methyltransferase activity. Gene Ontology annotation, biological process: methylation. The coding region runs from base 29 to 1117 and encodes 362 amino acids. The record is from RefSeq and is a predicted model, not a curated record. The transcript has 4 exons. NCBI's taxonomy places the organism in Eukaryota, Viridiplantae, Streptophyta, Magnoliopsida, Myrtales, Myrtaceae.